AGUAGUUAAAGAUGUAGCUCUAAGCUAUAUAUAUAGCAAUAUUGUGAUUAGAGAAGAACCUGGGUCUGAUGAGUAUCAAACCGCAAUAAAUGAUAAGGAUUUGAUGAGAUGGGGAGUGUUAGUCCCAACUACAUGCCACAUGAUCCGAUGGGACGCUAAUAGGGCUUACGGUGCAGUUUGUGAUAGGUUAGGACGGAUAGAUAAAACUGACAAGGACAAGUUCGAUCUGAAUGGCAGUCAAAAUGGUUUGCCUGCUAUUAAUGCUUUGUCCCUCUCUUGGCCCAGGUACACUAGAUUCGAUGACCCUUGGAAGGAGACUGCACAUGUUGAGCGUUGUUUAGGUAAAGAAAUUCAAAAGUGGUCUGUUAAGAUGUUUCCUCCUGGAGAUGUUGAUAAAUGUAGAGAAAUUUCUGAGAAGCUCACCGGUGUGAAGAUGAUGGAGAUACCCUGGGAGGUGUGUAAUGCUUCUUUUGUUAAGUCAGGUUACACUUGGGCUAGUUUUUCUGAUGUGUUACACCAGUAUGAGUUUGCUAGGAACCUUGCUAACAAAACUGUUUUCAACAUGGAUCACUUGCAUGAUUACCUUGAAGAUAAAUGUUAUAGUCCUACAUCGAUGGCUUAUAAUGUGACAGCAUGGAUGCAUUUGCAAGUGUUUAAACUGAAUAUUGAAAUAGUGUAUACUCGAGCAAAGACUAGUCUGGUACCUUUAAAGUAUGAGGAGCUGUUGUGGGACAAUUAUAAAUCAUUUCAAGUGAGGAUGUGGCCUCAGUUGUCCGAUGUAGCUAUUGGAGAUGAGUGGUUUGACAGGGCAAAACAAUUUAGACAAUUUCUGAGUCCAAUUCCUUCAUUACAGGAAAUCAGAGAUCUAGAGUCUAAGACUCCAUCAAAGGACUGUGCUAAACACAGGUUGACACACCCCAUGGGUCCUGCAUGGCGUCCAGUUGAUAAGAGUAAGAAAGCUAACGAAGCAGAGCUGUCUCUUUGUGUUGCAGAGUUGAAGCAGAAGACUGAAUAUUUUCCUCGGUUGAAGGCGCAAACAGCUCGGCAGAAAUUUAUCACUGCAUUUCUGGAACAGAUAAAAACUAAUGAUCCAUUUGCAGGUUAUGAGUAUUUGAAUUCUUUGUUGCUUAAAUCUAAGGUCACUCCAUGGUAUACUGAUUCGGAACCUCCGUCUGCUAUAGCAGUAGCAUUGGUUUUGGCUUUUUCGGUAGGAGCAAUAUUUACUGACAUGACGGAAACAGUGGAGGAAUAUGUGGAGGAAGCCUGGGAGGAGUUUGUGGCUGCGUCAGAGGAUUUGGUCAUGGGAGCUGUUAAAUAUGUGUUAUAUGCUUUCGGAGCUCUUUUGGGAGUGGGUGUCCUCUGUCUGUGUGUGUGCAUGUGUGUUCGUUUCUGUUUUUCUUAUGUAUGCAGGUCUGCUUGCAGUAACUUGAACCCUUCCGAGGAGGAGAAACGACUGAGAAAACUGACGACACGCUUGGAAGAGAAACUUAAGAAGGAUAACAUCAAUGCCCUGUUGUGAGUGGAAGGGGGGAGAGCCUUUGCGUGGGGACUGGGAAUUUUUAGUAUCCAGCAUGUCCGCAAUGAGGCGAAGAGACAAGUGUGACCCGUCAGGGAAGCAUGCGUUACCACUCCACCUUCCGUAGUGACCUCACUUGGUAGACCAGACGUGGCGGUAUUGGACCCCACAUUGGUCUAAAACGGGGGACUGAAGGGUUGAAGGUCGUUUUGGGAAUAAGCUUGAGAUGAGAGGGGGGCAGGGGGAGAAUGUUACAUAGAUGUCCCAGAUGGAUUCUGUGUUUUGAUCUUUACCUGUCCAUGACUAAUUAUAUGAUUUAAAAUUUAAAAUAUGUAAUAGCACUUGAAUAAGUAGAAGUGUAAAUUUUCUCUUAUUAUUUCUUUAAGGGAAGGAAUGCAUGUUAUUUCUCUCCUUUGCCUGAGGGGUGAAUAUUUCUUAUCUCACUGUUUUGGUUAAAAUGACCUGAUAAAUGUGUGCUCUGGUUCCCUUGUGCGCAGAGAAACACUGUCAUUCGUCAGUGUUUCGUGUGUGCGUAUUGACCUUCUACCCAGGGAGACACAGCAGGCAGACUGGAAGACGCCCGAGACCAUCUGCGAGGUCACUUCAGAUGUAAAUCUCGAUCCAGGACGACAAUUGCGCUGAUUAAUGUUGAUGUGCUAUAGCUAUCUAUAUGUUGUGACUUUAUGCUCUGUUAGCCAAUCAGGAGUUAAAUAAUAGAAUAUACGUCAUUGCAAAUGGUAUAAUUGAUGUAAAAUUUUGUGUAAGGUAUUGAGUUAGCUUUCGAUCUCCUCGUGAGACUUUGCCGCUGGCUGUA
This is a messenger RNA of Xyrauchen texanus (razorback sucker), 2330 nucleotides long. RefSeq lists its product as uncharacterized. Lineage: Eukaryota; Metazoa; Chordata; Actinopteri; Cypriniformes; Catostomidae. The record is from RefSeq and is a predicted model, not a curated record. Bases 104 to 1519 code for a protein of 471 amino acids. The transcript has 2 exons.